Messenger RNA from Acanthisitta chloris (rifleman), 136 nucleotides. RefSeq names its product alpha-(1,3)-fucosyltransferase 10-like. The record is from RefSeq and is a predicted model, not a curated record. The transcript has a single exon. NCBI's taxonomy places the organism in Eukaryota, Metazoa, Chordata, Aves, Passeriformes, Acanthisittidae. Bases 3 to 119 code for a protein of 38 amino acids.
AGAUGUGGAUACCAAGCUUCAAGCAAUCCAAGAGAGAAGCCUGGGCAUUGAGGCACCUGGUGGAAAGGAACAGGAAUUUUACAGCUGAAGAAUUUUGGAUGCUUGUAUUCAGUGAAUAAACACAACUUGUAAAACA